This is a messenger RNA of Hypanus sabinus (Atlantic stingray), 1466 nucleotides long. It is a transcript of the gene fahd2a, whose product is annotated as fumarylacetoacetate hydrolase domain containing 2A. The record is from RefSeq and is a predicted model, not a curated record. The transcript is spliced from 10 exons. The coding region runs from base 204 to 1163 and encodes 319 amino acids. Gene Ontology annotation, molecular function: hydro-lyase activity. Lineage: Eukaryota; Metazoa; Chordata; Chondrichthyes; Myliobatiformes; Dasyatidae.
AUUCCAACUUGAUUGGCGCCCCGCUGCAUAUGGUUAUCUUUGUAUGGUAACGGCUGAGAUUCGAGGACUCUGCAGAGAGUGGUGCAGACAGCCCAGCACAUCUGUAGAUGUGAACUUCCCACUAUUCAGGAUAUUUGCAGAGACAGGUGUGUAAAAAGGGCCCAAAGGAUCAUUGGGGACCCGAGUCACCCCACCUACAAUCUAUGAAAGAUGCUGUCACUAAAACAACUGCAAUUCUCCGUUUGGCCCGAACCAGGCCGUGGAACCUCUAUUUGAAUCUUAACUGUCCUCUCCAAGUGAGGCGUCUGUCAGAGUCCAAGGGUUUGAAGAUGAGACUUGUCCAGUUCCUGACUGCUGGUGAUCGAAGUGGAAUGAGAGUGGGCGUGCAGGAGAGGGAUGGAGGAAAUGUAAUUGACCUGAAUUUAUUUGAUAACUCCCUUCCCAGAAAUAUGAAGGAGUUUUUGGAAAAGGGAGAUGUUGCCAUGGAAACAGCAAGAAGAGCCCUGGAUUAUGGAAGCCAUGCACUUAGUCUCUCUGAGAUAGAACUUUUGUCACCUGUAACAAACCCAGACAAAGUGGUGUGUGUUGGGAUGAACUACAUGGAUCACUGCCUGGAACAGAAUGUCCCAAUCCCUAAGGAGCCUGUUAUAUUCAGCAAGUUUGGUAGUUCUAUAGUAGGGCCCUACAGUGACAUCAUCCACCCUAAAGAGAGCAAUGAGGUGGACUGGGAGGUGGAGCUGGCGUUUGUCAUUGGGAAGAAAGGCAAGCACAUUCAGAAAGAAGAAGCAAUGAACUAUGUGGCUGGGUUCAUGGUAGCACAUGAUGUCAGUGCACGAGACUGGCAGAUGAAGCGGAAUGGCAAGCAGUGGCUGCUGGGUAAAACAUUUGACACGUUUUGCCCUCUGGGCCCAGCCAUUGUUACCCGAGAUGCUCUCUCAGAUCCUCACAACCUAGGGAUACGCUGCCACGUUAAUCAACAGAUUAUGCAGGAUAGCAACACUAGUCAACUAAUCUUUAAAACAGAGGAUCUUGUCGCUUGGGUAUCACAGUUUGUGACCCUGUACCCCGGGGAUGUCUUUCUAACGGGAACACCUUCUGGGCGCGGAGACAUUGUGGAAUGUGAAAUAGACGAAAUUGGAAUUCUAAGGAAUGCCGUAAUUUAGGUCUUUGCGGUCUCAUUUUGGAUUCAUUGAAGGCUGAUUUAAUUGACAAGAUGGAGCAGUUGGUACAAGAAGUGGCCAGAACAUGGGAGGAAGUUGGAGACGUGUUUAUGAAAUGGAGCUCUUCUGCAGAGAUCCAGCUGUCUGAUUUGACCAUUAAUCUCAAACAUGCACUUUAACAAGGAAUGAAACAUUUAAAAUUAGGUGAUUUAAGGAUUAAUGAUGCAUAGUAGUCUUGUUUAAAUCAUUGUCAUUACUGUGCUGCAAAGUACAUGCAGUUUUCAUAAAUAAAGUUGCCAAAUCACA